AAAUAUUCAAAAAAUUUCUACUAAAUGUGUGAGUUUAUAUGAAGAUAUAUUCAUUAAAUUUAUUCUAUAUUUAUACAAUUUAUUACUAUUAAUAUUAUUUAUUGAAUAAGCUUUUAAUAUACACAAUAUUAUUUAAAAUAUACCAAAACAAAAAGGGUUUUUAGAUCAGAGGGACAAAUUAAACCGUUAUCGAAUAUUGUCAACAUGGUCAGUUCUGUUCGUAGGUGUGUCCCCAAGAAAAAAAGGAAGCGUCCAACCAAGAAAAAAUGUCCGAGAAACGCGACGCCGAUCCAGAAAUACCGCCCGAGGAGCGCAACGAACUGAUCAUCAGGCCGUUGGGCGCGGGCCAAGAGGUCGGCCGUUCCUGCAUCAUGCUCGAAUUCAAGGGCAAAACGAUAAUGCUCGAUUGCGGCAUCCAUCCGGGCCUAAACGGCAUGGACGCGUUGCCGUUCGUCGAUCUAAUCGACACCGAUCAGAUCGACCUGUUGCUCGUCUCGCACUUCCACCUGGACCAUUGCGGCGCCCUGCCCUGGUUCCUGCUCAAGACCGCCUUCCGCGGCAAGUGUUUCAUGACGCACGCCACCAAGGCGAUCUAUAGGUGGCUGCUGUCUGAUUACAUUAAGGUCAGCAACAUUUCCACGGAUGAGAUGCUGUACUCGGAGAUGGACCUGCAGGCCAGCAUGGACAAGAUCGAAACGGUCAACUUCCACGAGGAGAAGGAGGUUAAUGGCAUCAAGUUUUGCGCCUACAACGCCGGGCACGUGCUGGGGGCGGCCAUGUUCAUGAUCGAGAUCGCUGGCAUUAAGACCUUGUACACGGGGGACUUUUCGAGGCAGGAGGACAGGCACUUAAUGGCCGCGGAGAUUCCGACGUCCCGUCCCCACAUACUGAUCACCGAGUCCACCUACGGCACUCACAUACACGAGAAACGAGAGGACAGGGAGAAGCGGUUCACCAAGCUGGUGCACGACAUCGUGAACCGCGGGGGCCGCUGCCUGAUACCGGUGUUCGCAUUGGGCAGAGCCCAAGAGUUGCUCCUGAUACUCGACGAGUAUUGGAGCCGCAACCCUGAUCUGCACGAGGUGCCCAUCUACUACGCCUCCUCGCUGGCCAAGAAGUGCAUGGCCGUCUACCAGACCUACAUAAACGGCAUGAACGAAAAAAUACAGAACCAAAUAGCCGUCAACAACCCCUUCGUCUUCGAGCACAUCUCCAACCUACAAAGCAUCGACCACUUCGUGGACAUCGGGUCCAGCGUCAUAAUGGCCUCACCGGGCAUGAUGCAGAGCGGCCUGUCCCGCGAACUGUUCGAGACUUGGUGCUCCGACCCCAGGAACGGCGUCAUCAUAGCCGGCUACUGCGUCGAAGGCACGCUGGCCAAAACUAUCCUGUCCGAACCGGAGGAGAUCGUGAGCAUGUCGGGGCAGAAGCUGCCCCUCAAAAUGUCCGUCGAUUACAUCUCCUUUUCCGCCCACACCGACUAUCAACAGACCAGCGAGUUCAUACGCAUCCUCAAGCCGUCCCAUGUGGUGCUGGUGCACGGCGAACAGAACGAAAUGGGCCGUCUCAAGGCGGCCCUGGAACGGGAGUAUGAAUACGACCUAAACAGCACCAUAAAGCUGUACAACCCCCGCAACACCGAGCCUGUCGAGUUGUAUUUUUGCGGCGAGAAACGGGCCAAGGUGCUUGGCGCCCUGGCCGUGGAGAAGCCGAAGGCCGGCCUCGGCGUUUCGGGGUUGUUGGUGAAGCGUAACUUCAACUACCACAUCAUCUCGCCCCAGGACAUUAAGAAGUACACGGCUUUGAGUGUUAGCACCGUGAUGCAGCGACAGAGCAUCCACUACAGUGGCAAGACGCUGGCGUUGAGGCACGUGAUUGCUCAAAUAGCUGGCCCGCUGGAGGGCGAAGGGAACAAGCUGCGUGCCUUCAACGCCGUGGAUGUAACUAUUAACAAACAGGUGGUGGAGUUGGAGUGGGAGGCGAAUCCGACCAACGACAUGUACGCUGACGCCAUAGUCGCCUGCAUUUUGCAGGCAGACUUGUGGAAAAACACCCCCAUGAAGGACCUCAAACCGGGCAUGUGCUUCGACCGGAUCCACUACAAGGGUUGCUUGUUCGAAACAUUGCAAGAUAUGUUCGGUGAAGACGCCGUCACGAGGUGUGAGGGCGGCGAGAGGAUGCUAGUCAAAGUGGAUGAGCAUACGAUCGACAUUGAUUUGACCGAUUUGGUUGCUAAGUGCGAGACAGACGAGAUGUUGCAAAAGAUGGUGCAGACUGCCGUCAGCAAGUUACAUCUCAGUUUGACUCCCGUUCAAACAAAUUAAUUGUUUUAAGCUUGUGUUUUAUUUCCCCCUCAUUUAUUUGUGUUCCCGGGUUCGUCCACCGUUGUUAAUACGAAAAUUUGGUUUCAACCGUUAUUAAUG
This is a messenger RNA of Aethina tumida (small hive beetle), 2423 nucleotides long. RefSeq names its product cleavage and polyadenylation specificity factor 73-like. Gene Ontology annotation, cellular component: mRNA cleavage and polyadenylation specificity factor complex. Gene Ontology annotation, biological process: mRNA 3'-end processing by stem-loop binding and cleavage. The record is from RefSeq and is a predicted model, not a curated record. The coding region runs from base 267 to 2324 and encodes 685 amino acids. Gene Ontology annotation, molecular function: RNA endonuclease activity; RNA binding; 5'-3' exonuclease activity. NCBI's taxonomy places the organism in Eukaryota, Metazoa, Arthropoda, Insecta, Coleoptera, Nitidulidae. The transcript has a single exon.